AUGGAACAUAAAGAUUUUCACAGAAGAGAUUCUGCUUCUGUUUUAUCUACAAUAGCUGAAUUAGAUAGAUUUAUUCAGUAUAGAAAAAUUACUAUUUCUUUAGUUGAAAGUUGGAAUGGAGUGAUGAAAGGGUAUAUUGAACAAACUGAGAAUGGAAUUUCUGAAUAUUUAGUUAGUAUUCCACCUGGAAUUGUUAGUGGAACUAAAGUAAAUCCAAUUAACAAAUUAACUGGAUGCAAAGAAGAGUUUGAAAUUGAAAUUGAAGUUCUCGCAGAUGAGACAGAAUGGAGAGAUGGAGAUGAUAUUAAAACGUAUGCCUUUGGAAAAAAUGAUGUUGUUCAUGUCUCUGGGAAACGGUAUUUAGUUCCAGAAGAAGUAAAGACUGGAAAAUGUAAAGAGUAUGAAAUUGAAAACAAUAAUAUAAAUAUGGGCUUUGGAGAUAAAGGAAAAUGGAUUUUAGUAUCAGAGAAAAAAGAAGUACAUAAUCUAAAUAAAUUAGAUAGCUUAAUUAACAGUAUUAAUAUUAUGAAUAAAAACUUAACUCUUAGCUAUAACGAAUGUAUGAAAAAAAAUGAAGAAAUUAUGCUACUAGAAAAUAAACUUAAGACUAUCGAUAAACACUGUAUUAGUACCAAUGACACAAAUGGAACACCUAGGACUCAUGUUAGUAAUAGUGAAACAACUAAUGAAAGUGAAACAAGUGAAGAAAAUAAAACAAGUGAAGGAAGUGAAGAUAAUAAAAUAAGUGAAGGAAGUGAAACAACUAAAGAAAGUAAAACAAGUGAAAAUAGUGAAACAACUAAAGAAAAUGAAAUAAUAGAAGGAAGUAAAACGACUAAAGAAAAUGAAACAAGUGAAGAAAGUGAAACAAAUAAAGAAAGUGAAACAAAUAAAGAAAGUGAAACAAAUGAAGAAAGUGAAACAACUAAAGAAAGUGAAACAAAUAAAGAAAGUGAAACAACUAAAGAAAGUGAAACAAAUGAAGAAAAUGAAAUUAGUAAAGAAAGUGAAACAACUAAAGAAAGUGAAACAAAUGAAGACAAUAAAACAAAUAAAGAAAGUGAAACAAAUAAAGAAAGUGAAACAAAUAAAGAAAGUGAAACAACGAAAGAAAAUAAAACAACUAAGGAAAAUGAAAUUAGUAAAGAAAGAAAGAAAAAUAAAACAAUUAAAGAAAAUAAGGUUGACGAACAAUGCAAACAACCAGUUAAUACUCAAAAUUUAGAAGUUAAUAUAGACAAACAAACUGGUCAAAUAUCAAAAACAAAUGGUGCCGUUUCUAUUGAUAUGCCUAAAACAAGUUCAGGCAAAUUGCAAAAGGAUGUGGAAGGAGACUCUUCUUCUCAAAAGUCCAAUUGUUGCUGCACGUUAUUAUAG
Molecule: messenger RNA, 1377 nt
Organism: Entamoeba dispar SAW760
Lineage: Eukaryota; Evosea; Mastigamoebida; Endamoebidae
Product: nucleosome-binding protein, putative
Exons: 1
Coding region: 1-1377 (458 amino acids)
Source: RefSeq, a predicted model, not a curated record